AUGCGCCCCGCGCGUCGGAGCUUCCUCGCGGCGGCAGCGGCAGCGCUCGUCGGCGCCGUCGCGGUCGGGCAGGCCGACGGACAGGUCUCGGCUAAUAUACUGAGCGUGGCGUGCGAAGGCCAGACGGCCACUCUAUCGAUGCAAGACAAUGAAGCGACGUACACUUGUGAAAAUGGUAGCAACGGCAACAAGAUGAUGGUGGCGGACUUCGAGGUGCACGUGCAGGCGUCCGAGGUGACGCUUAAUCUCCAGAAUGAUUACACACUACGAACGCUGAACAUCACGGGCGGGAAUGGGACGCCGACAAUCAACAGCGCUGAAUCCCUUAACUUGGCAGUUCUCCACGAAUUACACCGCCUGCGGUUCGAGAGCGUGAAGUUCGUCGCGGAUACGGUCUUGACACUUCCAACCGACAUGUCCGAUUUACACAUCACUGUUUCCUCGAUGACAGAUUUAUCUCUCGCCAACUAUCCGACGAAUUUUACUGUCAUUAAUUUAACGGACACUUCAUUCGACCAAAUCCCCAAGGUCUUGUACGAGCGGCAAUAUGAGAGCAACAUGGACAUCUCCGGCCCAGGGGAAGAUAUCAGCGCAGGUGACAGCAGUGGCGGAAUUUCCACAGGAGUUUUAGUUGUGAUUAUCGUGUUGGUCGUCGUGAUCGCUGUGGUUCUGGCGUUCUUCAUCCUGCGGAUGUACUUCAAGCGGAAGGCUGCCAACUCGAAUGCGCACAACAACGAAGCUACAACGACGCUAAUGAGCAAGAGCGAUGCGACUGCGGACAAGGGCUCCUUCAUUUCUAACGACGAGUUCCUGCGAAACUUCCGUCUGCCUCAGAGCGACGUGUCACUCGUCAAGUCCGUGGGCACGGGCCGCUUAUGGGUGGGCGAAUAUAACGGUGGAAAGGUGAUGGUGAAGCGCGUCGAGUCCGAGGUGACGGACUCGUAUGUAACAAAGGCAUUGAUGGCACAGGCGCGCACCUUCGCGACGAUUUCGCACCCGAACAUCACGAGUUUAGUUGGCGUUACGUGGCUUGCUGGGACCGACUUCGCUGUGGUGACCGAAUUCAUGGACAAGAACAACCUGAAGACGGUGCUCUCGAAUACGGACGUGGACCUUGACGUCAGUACGAAGCUCCAGAUGUGCUGUGAUGUGGCACUAGCGUUGGCAUACCUGCACGAGACGGAGCAAAAUAUGUGCGCGAAGCAAUUGUCCAGCCGGAAGGUCCUCGUCAACAACGCCAUGGGCUGCAAGCUAAGUCUGUUCGAGUGCGUCCCGAGCUCCGCCAAACUUGGAGGACCCAGCAAGGUUGCCGCAUAUUCGUAUGGCAUGGGCGAGGUGGCGUGGCUAGCUCCGGAAGUGCUCACGCGCUCGUCUCCGAUGGACGCGCGGAAAAACAACAUUUUCGCCUUCGGUAUCCUAGUUAGCGAGAUUUUCACGCGGGUAUCACCGUACCAGUCGCUCGUUGAGGAGAAGGGCAACACGAUGUCCGACGUGGAGCUUGUAGCGCGUGUCCGGCGCCAGGAGCCGCUGGUACCACACGAGAACCGGCAGGAGUACCUGGACACCCCCGCAAGUGUGCGGCAGUUGGUCGAGCAGUGUCUCUCGUACGCGCCUAUGAGCCGGCCAACGGCGAAGGACCUCGUGGAGGUUUUGCACAACGCAAAAGAAGAACUAGUGACAAACAGCAUCUGA
This is a messenger RNA of Phytophthora sojae, 1692 nucleotides long. RefSeq lists its product as hypothetical. The transcript has 6 exons. Gene Ontology annotation, biological process: protein phosphorylation. The record is from RefSeq and is a predicted model, not a curated record. Lineage: Eukaryota; Oomycota; Peronosporomycetes; Peronosporales; Peronosporaceae. Bases 1 to 1692 code for a protein of 563 amino acids. Gene Ontology annotation, molecular function: protein kinase activity; ATP binding.